Messenger RNA from Cladophialophora immunda, 1451 nucleotides. RefSeq lists its product as uncharacterized. NCBI's taxonomy places the organism in Eukaryota, Fungi, Ascomycota, Eurotiomycetes, Chaetothyriales, Herpotrichiellaceae. The record is from RefSeq and is a predicted model, not a curated record. The coding region runs from base 963 to 1421 and encodes 152 amino acids. The transcript has a single exon.
CCUGUUCGUCAGGCCUCUGCCACUGAUACAAGGCAGCGGAGCGCGCCAAAAGAUCAUCUACUGCCGAAUCAGUCGUCGGUUCAAUGCGUUAGUCUUGUGAGGAAUGAGAUCCUACCAUAAGCCUUCAAUCGCGAGUCGAGCUCCUGAAACAAGGCCUUGCGGACAGCUGGGGUUCGCAUGUCGUCGCCAUCCCGGUUCGACAGGUAGCGUCGUGUGCCUGCCGAUGCGGCGUCCUGCAUGUCCUGGUAGUCCAGCCUGGACUCCAUCUCUCGAAUGACGUCCUGUUGGUACAGAAGGAGUCGAGUCCGGAGCCAGCCAAAACGCCGGUAGAUCAUAAAGUUUGGGUCGCUGUCAACGAAGGUCGCGAUCCUUGGCCAUCCGGCCACGGCACACUCGACUGUGACAGUUCAGAGAUGUUCUCAUGGCUUAUUGGCGGCACUUACGAGCGCGGACAUCGGUAUUUUCCUCCUCCUGAACCUUUCGCCCUUGCUGUUUGAUGGAACAUCCUAUACCGAGACGGUGCAGCCAGCCUCGUUCUAUUACUUCAGUCAACCCCUCAUCUGUACAGGUGUCGGAUGCGCUUACUAUUGGAGUCCUCCUGACACUCGUCGGCGGUAUGAUACCCUUUCUCGACAUCGUCGACUGGCAUAUCGGGGUCUCCGGCGAAGUCGGCUGUUACGAGUCAAUGGUUGCAAUUCACCGUUCUUCGGGAAGAUAAACACGAAGACAACAAUAGCCUGGCGAAGGAAGCCAUGUCUAUCGUGCUUCAUACAGGCUGCAGUGGUCCAUUGUUACACGCAGUAGUCGCACGAGGCCAACUCUCGACCUCGAGGCUGUGGACAUGUUCUUGUUACACGAGGCGUGCACGCUGACAACCUCCGGCAAGCACUGGUACACAGCACCGCCCCCCCGUCAGGCUGCACGUUUCUCGCCAAAUUCAUCGAAUCAGCUGAUAGUACAGUAUGCGAGCCAUUUGCUCAGACAUGUUGUUCUUGACUCCUCUCCCCGAUCUCGCUUUUCCCAUUACUGCCACUCAGACGGAACCAUUUCUUAAAAAAGUCCCCGAUCCUCCGUGUGAACCGUCUCUUCUCAGACUUGCCCUCCUUCUGUCUUGGUCGAUCCCUGGUUUUGUCAUAGUCUCGCCAUGCGUCGUCGCCAUAACCUGCAGGUCGGAUGGUGUCGGUUUCCUGGAGCCAUCUCAGCACCGGGCUAAUGGGCAUGGUCUUUUGCAUACCUGGUCGACCCCUUGGAUGGGGUUUAUGUGUGAAAGUGGGCGGCUCCCACUAUUGCCCUUGGCGUCAUUUUGUUGGCCUGAAGACAUGCUGGUUUCUGAGGCGUGGGUUAUCCGGGGGUCAUUCGACAGUACGUUCCCUCAGUCUGCGUUCAGGGGAUGCAUUUCCAAGGGGUGUGAUUUUGAAUAAGCCGCGGUGAAGGCGCGUUUCUCUGCUGCC